Sphenostylis stenocarpa is the source of this 1107-nucleotide messenger RNA. NCBI's taxonomy places the organism in Eukaryota, Viridiplantae, Streptophyta, Magnoliopsida, Fabales, Fabaceae. The record is from the annotation of a GenBank genome assembly.
AUGGGAAAGAAGGCAUGUGUGAUUGGUGGGAGUGGAUUUAUUGCCUCUGUUUUGAUAAAUCAAUUGCUUGAGAAGGGUUAUGCUGUGAAUACAACUGUUAGAGAUCCAGGUAAUCCCAAUAAAAUAUCUCACCUUGUGGAACUGCAAAGUUUAGGAAAACUGCACAUAUAUGGAGCAGACUUAUCAGUUGAAGAAGAUUUUGAUGCCCCUAUAUCUGGUUGUGAACUUGUAUUCCAACUGGCUACACCUGUCAACUUUGCUUCUGAAGAUCGUGAGAAUGACAUGAUCAAGCCAGCAAUAGCAGGCGUAUUGAAUGUGUUGAAAGCAUGCGCUAGAGCAAAAGAUGUCAAACGAGUCAUCUUAACAUCUUCAACAGCUGCUGUAACUAUUAACCAGCUCAACGGGACAGAUUUAAUCAUUGAUGAAAGCAACUGGACUGAUGUUGAGUACUUGAGGACUGCAAAGCCACAUGGUUGGGAAUAUCCUGCCUCCAAAACACUGGCAGAGAAAGCUGCAUGGAAAUUUGCAGAAGAAAAUGGCAUUGAUCUCAUUACUGUGAUACCUACUCUCGCAAUUGGUCCAUCUUUCACUCUAGACAUCCCCACAAGUGUUGUGGUGGCCACGUCCCUUUUUACAGGGAAUGAUUUUUUCUUUAAGGCUUUCAGAGGUAUGCAAUUGUUGUCAGGUUCAAUAUCUAUCACACAUGUGGAGGAUAUCUGCCGAGCACAUAUGUUUGUGGCAGAGAAAGAAUCUGCUUCUGGCCGAUACAUUGUGUGUGCUCACAAUACUAGUAUUCCUAAACUUGCAAAGUUUCUUAGCAAAAGAUACCCUCAAUAUCAAAUUCCAACUGAAUUCGAUGAUAUCCCCUCCAAGGCAAAGUUUGUCAUCUCUUCAGAGAAGCUUGUAAAAGAAGGGUUCAGUUUCAAGCAUGGGAUUGAAGAAAUUUUUGACCAGAGUGUCGAGUACUUGAGCAGUAAGGGGGAUGAGAGAGAGAGAGAGAGACCAGUUGAUGGGGAGUUUUUGGUGGCAAGCAACCACCAAACACCAUCACGUGCUCACCUUCAAUUUGGAGCACACGGAGAUGAAACGGUGCGAGAGGUUAAGUAG